CAGGGAACAGACACACAAGGGGGUCAAACCUCCACAGAAAGAGAAAUGAUCUCCUUUAAUGCGCACAUGAUAUCCUUCAAAGGCAUUCUCAGUCCAAAUGAAAACACGCAUUGACUGCAGAAAAAUGAACUGUAGUCACUUUCACAUGCAGUACCAAAUAUCAUCAAUAGAUGGCAAUGUGCAACCAUCAAAGAUCCUGAAUGGUGCCGGUAAUUCAGAGGGGUGAGGUGAAAUGAAACCGAUCUUUCAUUUUAAAAGCGCAAUCCAGACAGAGGAGAUGACGCAUACAUUUUUAAACUCAGAGAAAACAAUUGUUGAUUAUCAGCAGCAAACAGUGACUCUCCAUAUGUUUUAAGGGCUAUGGAAUCAAUAUUAGAUAUCAAUAUGGUUUAGGAAACAGCCACUGCUUGUUUCAUUGAUCAAAAAUGAAAGCUUACUAUACAUAUGCACACUCAGUAAUCUUGUUGCCGGUCUAAAGACCACCCCUUCAGUGUCAAUCAAAUUUCUUGAAAGAGAGCAUAAGGAUUCUCUGUUGCAUAAGAACCAAUAGAUUCUCUUUUGCCCACUUAUGGCAACUUCCGCUGAACACUAUCACCUUUAAACACAAAACUAUGAUGCCUCAUUUUUACCAAUGAAGGGCAGCGAAUGACAUCAUGGAAAGAGCCUGCAUUGCUCUGAUUAUGAUAAAUUUGUCUUACAGUCAAGUCAGCGAGACAUUCACUGAAGCAACUUCAUCAAGGGUGGUCCAGCUUGGGGACACCGUUACACUGCACUGUGAUGUGAAACACGAUAAGGAAACCAUAUGGCACGGACAACGCCACGGCAAAGUUCCAUUUAUCAUCAUUGCAGCCAAAGACAAACAUGGAAAACCAGGCGAGACUGAGACCAAAUAUUUCAGAGGCUAUGACCCUCGAUUCAAAACUUUUCCAUUUUCAGCCAAUAACUCGGUCGACCUGAAGAUCGCAAACCUCACCAUAUCUGACCUGGGACUCUACUACUGCAGCACGAAGCCUGAUGUACCUAUGCUCACUGGACUUGGCACCAUGCUUGUUCUUGCAGAGAACUGCAACUUCCCCGCCACAACGGUAUCCAAUGGUUCAGCCAUACCAACAAUUUCUCCUGAGGUCGAGCCCGGGGUUCGAGUGCACUGCUGGAUCCUGAUGGCCAUUUUGAGUCCAGUGUGCAUCGUGGUGGGCGCCCUGCUCUACAGAGCCUACCUCCACUGGAAGCACUGCAGAACGGGGUCAGAAUGUUGUGAGGCACAGAACACAUCCAUGGAUGGAAAUACAGAUGGAAAAGAGGAGGAAGUUGAACCAGAGGUGAUUUAUACAGCAUUAAAAAUCCCAUCAGGAAAAUCAACCCAAACAAGGCGAACGCUGGACACUGAAUAAUGCUGAUAACUGUGGAAAUAAAACUACUAAGGAGUUCUAAAUAUCUGUUACCUAUUUGUCAUUUAUAUGUUUUAAAAAAUAUAUUGUUUUCUUAGUAUAAUUUUCCAUAGGUAAUAUAAUUUUCCUUCAAUAUAUGAUGUAUAUGUAUGUGAUGUAUAGAAGCAAGCAAACAAAAAAACAGAAAUAGGAUAGGAAAAAAUAAUACUCUAUUUCGCAGUUUUUUGACGACUCAAAUCUGGGAAAAAAAAAGUAAUUUGUUAUUUCUUACCGGCUUUUGGCAAGUAUUGUUUUUGAGCUCAAGUGGCUAAAAUGUACAUAAUUUAUCAUCUUUUCUGCCUCAGGACACCGAAUGGCACAAUAAUUGUCUGAAAGAAGAAUAGGUCUAUAAAUUAGUGUUCUGUCUUGCCUUUGUGUAGCACACAAGUGAAAAACCACAGGAAAUAAAAUGUGAGUCAAAGGAGAAAAACCUUCCACGAGUU
Molecule: messenger RNA, 1870 nt
Organism: Anguilla anguilla (European eel)
Lineage: Eukaryota; Metazoa; Chordata; Actinopteri; Anguilliformes; Anguillidae
Exons: 5
Coding region: 654-1391 (245 amino acids)
Biological process (GO): response to bacterium
Source: RefSeq, a predicted model, not a curated record